Solanum tuberosum (potato) is the source of this 840-nucleotide messenger RNA. RefSeq lists its product as uncharacterized. The record is from RefSeq and is a predicted model, not a curated record. Lineage: Eukaryota; Viridiplantae; Streptophyta; Magnoliopsida; Solanales; Solanaceae. Gene Ontology annotation, cellular component: plasma membrane. Gene Ontology annotation, biological process: defense response to other organism. The coding region runs from base 31 to 840 and encodes 269 amino acids. The transcript has a single exon.
CAUCCUUCUUUCACCGCUCUCCAUAUUUCCAUGGAAGAGCGGUCCCAAGCUCAACAUGGUGACGAUGAAUUCCCCCGAAACAAAACAACGUAUGAUCACGACGUUUCUAAUACUCAAUCACCACAUUUUUCCUCAGGAACUUACGUUGUUCAAGUUCCAAAAGACCAAAUCUAUCGUGUCCCCCCACCAGAAAAUGCUAUAAUCAUCGAGAAUCAUCGAAAUAAGAUCAACCAACAAGGAGGGAGUUCUCGUUCUUGUUGUUGUUCUCGACGUUAUAUAUGUAUAGUUAUAACGUUAGUAGUUGUUGGAAUUAUUAUUGGUUUGGUAAUAGGUCUUACCAAAUUACUUACCAAGCAUAAUGAUCCACAAUUUAACGUGAAACAAGUCAUAGUCAAGAAAUUAAACAAAAAUCAUCACGAUAAACGUACUCAUUAUCAAUAUGACGUUACAAUUGAAGCCAAGAACACGAAUCAAAUGUCAAGAAUUUCGUAUAAUUAUAAAGGGGACGGAGGUAUUUCUUUGUAUUUCAAGCAGAAGAAUAUUGCUCGCGGGGAUUUUCCAGAAUUAGAGCAAGAUCCUAAGAGCUUGAUAGAUUUCGAGGUUAUUCUUGGUAAUGGAGACAAAGAUAAAUUGCCUGAGGAGGUAGAAAGGAGUAUGAAUAGCACAAAUUCGAAGAAUCAACGUUUAUAUUUAUCUCUAUCUAUGGAUGUGCCUAUAGAAUUUAAAGUUUGGGGAAUAAGUUCAAUGAAUAAAAAUAUUAGGGUUUCUUGUAGUUUAAUUGUGAAUAUAUUGACCAAAAAUAGUCAUGUAAUCAAUCAGAAAUGUCUUAGCAAGUUAUAG